Molecule: messenger RNA, 585 nt
Organism: Moesziomyces antarcticus
Lineage: Eukaryota; Fungi; Basidiomycota; Ustilaginomycetes; Ustilaginales; Ustilaginaceae
Product: mitochondrial import inner membrane translocase subunit TIM22
Exons: 3
Coding region: 1-585 (194 amino acids)
Biological process (GO): protein insertion into mitochondrial inner membrane
Cellular component (GO): TIM22 mitochondrial import inner membrane insertion complex
Molecular function (GO): transmembrane protein transporter activity
Source: RefSeq, a predicted model, not a curated record
AUGGCGCAUCUUCGUCCGCUCAUGGCGCCGGUCUACGUGCCGGGUACGGAGCCAUUACCGCCGGGCAUGACCGAGGACGACCGUGCCGAGGUGCAAAAGAUCGCCAAGUGGAACAAGAUCGCCAACAUGAGCAUGGAGUCGUGUCCGACCAAGUGUCUGCUCUCUGGCGCGGCCGGGUUUGGACUCGGAGCGUUCUUCUCGCUCAUGUCGACGAGUUUUGCGGUCGACGACCCGCUUCGCCGCACGACACUCGCCGCCAACGGGCUGGAUGCAACCAAGGGCGUGGGGGAAAUGUCGACCAUGCAAAGCACAAAAGAGUUCUUCCGUCAGACGGGCAAGAGCAUGUACCGUUCCGGAAAGGGGUUCGGUAAAGUUGGCGCACUCUACUCGGGCAUCGAAUGCUGUAUCGAAGCCUACAGAGCGAAGAACGACUUGGUCAAUCCAGUGGCGGCUGGCUUUGCUGCUGGUGCGAUUCUUGCCAGGAACUCGGGCCCCAAGGCGGCUAUUGGCGGAGGCGUCGCUUUCGCCGCAUUCUCGGGCGCCAUCGACAUGUACUUCCGAAGAGAGACACCGGACGACGACUAG